Messenger RNA from Chionomys nivalis (European snow vole), 2132 nucleotides. It is a transcript of the gene Cmc1, whose product is annotated as C-X9-C motif containing 1. Gene Ontology annotation, cellular component: mitochondrion. The coding region runs from base 166 to 420 and encodes 84 amino acids. Lineage: Eukaryota; Metazoa; Chordata; Mammalia; Rodentia; Cricetidae. The transcript has 4 exons. The record is from RefSeq and is a predicted model, not a curated record.
UCCUGCGGGAAGCGGGCGGGCGCCUGCGCGCGCAGUCCACCUCAGGCUCCUCCCCUCCCGGCUCCCGAGCCCGCGAGUGGCCGGCUUCUUCUCCGCCCUCCGAGAUGGCGCUGGACCCCGCAGCAUCUCAGACAUGUGGAGAAAGAUGUUCUGAUCCCCAAAAUAAUGAGAGAAAAGGCCAGAGAGAGGUGUGCUGAACAAGUUGAAGAUUUUACCAGAUGUUGCAAGGACUCUGGAAUCCUUAUGGUGGUAAAAUGCCGGAAAGAAAAUUCUGCACUGAAAGACUGUCUAACUGCUUACUAUAAUGAUCCAGCCUUCUAUGAAGAAUGCAAACUGGAAUACCUCAAGGAAAGGGAAGAAUUCAGAAAAACCGGAGUUCCUACCAAGAAGAGGCUACAGAAGCUUCCCACAAGCAUGUAGGCAAAUAGUGAGUCAGGAAGCCACUUGCAAUAUAACCCAGAAAUAAUGGACUGAAAAAAAUGUUUGCUCACCUAAUCAUGAACUACUGAUUCUUUUGUAUGAAAUAAAAUUCUUUAUUUCAGAGUUCUAGUUUAUUAAAUAUGGGAUAGGAGGAAAACUAAAUGGAAUGUUUUUUUGUCGUUGUGUUUAAAGUAAGUUCUUCCACAACUCUGACUGUAGGCACAGAGCUGAUGGUCUAAGAAUUCCAUAAGUACAUUACCUUCUUCCGGUCAUGUAGGCUGAUGCCUAGCAUAGGACAAGAGCCAUCAACUCUGCUCAUGGUAACUGGACUUCACUUCAGCACUGAGUGUGCUACUGUGGGCACCAGUCCCAGUGUCUGUGACAACUUACCCAGCCUUGCCAGAAGAUUGGGUAUAGGCAGGGCUUUGGGCCUUGACAUGGGCUUAUUUGAAAACACAGAUGAAGUUAGGUGAAUUAAUUUUCUGAAACCUUUGAUGUAAAAGUUUCUGCACUAUGUUUCUUGAUCUUUUCAACUUUGUAUAAUCUCUGAUUUUAAGAAGUUGUCAUGUCAAGUGUGAACUUCUGUUCUGUAACACUGGGGAUUCGGGAGGAGGAACUGUGGUUAAGUUUCUGCUCUAGUGUGUUAAUUUGAGCCCUGGCUGGGCUUUUAUUUAUUUAUUUAUUUAUUUAUUUAUUUAUUUAUUUACUUAUUUUUUUCCACCAUGUUCUUAAACAGAAAGAUAAUAUUUAGCUUUGGCUCCAAUCUCAUGAAAGCAUUUUUUUCUCAUUCAAAUGCUAAGUCUCACACAGUGCUCACCAAAGAACUGUUUUACUCCUGUCAAAGAAUCCAUUUUCUCAGACCACAGAACAGUAAGAGGUGGCCAAAGGCGAGCAAAUACAGUAAGUCUAGAGACUAUAGUAUGGAGAGAAUCUGUUGCCACUGGUGCAUCUUAUAAUGCACAGGGCCACAGUUCUUGUUUUCAGUGACUCAAAGGAAAGGUGUAGCAGUUGUUGUAAGAAAUGAAUGAAGUUGUAGCAAGAUUUUUGUUGUGUGUCAUAUAAUCAAUAGGUAUUAGACAAAUUGCUUAUAGUCAUCUCUUGUACCUGCUGCAGAUGUAUCUUUGGUAUACUGGGUUUCAGCAGUUGCACACUCAUAGGGCAUGUUUAUUCUUAACUUACAUAUGCAUUCAGUUUUAUUUUGGCCUCAACUCAAUACAAGAAUCUUUAGAGGAGUAGGUUUUUCUCAGGCUAAUAAGUGAUCAAGAGGGAGGAACAGGUACUCCUUCUAGUAUUGAGUUACAGGUGUGCUUAACUGGAUUUCCUUACCAAAAGAAACCCAGCUAUUCCAGAAAAUUUCAAGGGAAACACUUUGGAGUGUUAGGCUAAUAUGAAAAGGACUAAUAAAAAUGCCAAUUUUAAUGAAUCACAAAAUACAGAUAGUACCAUGCCACCUCUUCAACCACAGGGUUGACUAAGUGUAUACUUAAACAUUUCUGGCUAGGUAAAAAUAUUUUGGGGUUCAUCUUCUCUAGCUAAGGACUCUUACACAGGUCAUUAACACUUAAACUGUUAAGAACAUUAAUCCAGCUGUUCUAAGAUUCCUUUUUGAUAACUUGUUACUACUGGGUAGAGGGAAAGUUUGAGAAAUAAAAUUAAUACCAGACUUUGGAAAUAUAUAUAGGCAAGGACAUUAUUUCACAUCCAACUCCAUU